GGUGGAGAGGUUCCUAUAGAAUUAAUGAACUUAGUUGGAUUGAUAAGCUUGAAUUUAGCCAGAAAUGAAUUCACGGGGCAUAUCCCUAUCAAUAUUGGAGAUAUGCAAAGCUUAGAAAGUUUGGAUCUAUCGAGGAACCAUUUCUCAGGACAAAUUCCGGAGAGCAUUGUGAAGCUAAGUAAGUUGAACUAUCUCAACUUAUCCUACAAUCAAUUGUCAGGUAGAAUUCCGAGUGGGACCCAACUUGACACCUUCAAAGAAUCAAGUUACUAUGGAAAUUCUGAACUUUGUGGAAUGCCACUUUUCAAGACUUGUAAAGAUGAUGAACAUAAUAUCCACAAUGGAGGAAGCAAUUCCAAUGAUGAUGAUGAUUUUGGUUUGUUCCUUGGUAUGGGUCUUGGUUUUGUUGUUGGACUAUGGAGUAUACUGGGAACCUUAUUGCUUAAGAAGUCAUGGGCAUUCACUUACUUUCAGUGGUUUGAUGAUAUGACAAAUAACAUUUAUGUAUAUGUCGCCGUGAAAAUAAACCGGCAUUUUUAUCAUUAAAUUAAAUGAUAUAUGCAUAAUUAUUUUAUUUUGUAAAUUUGUCAUUGGAGACCUGCUUCUCUAUAGAUUGUCUUGUUUGCUCGUCUAUAUGUUUACCAAUUUGCUAAGUUGAAUUUUAUGUGCA
Phalaenopsis equestris is the source of this 670-nucleotide messenger RNA. RefSeq names its product phytosulfokine receptor 1-like. The record is from RefSeq and is a predicted model, not a curated record. Gene Ontology annotation, molecular function: protein binding. Lineage: Eukaryota; Viridiplantae; Streptophyta; Magnoliopsida; Asparagales; Orchidaceae. The transcript has a single exon. Bases 25 to 546 code for a protein of 173 amino acids.